UACAGCUUAAAAGUGAAUUCUAGUAUAUAGACCCAUUCACAGUUAUGCCUCCUAAAAGAAAACAGGAAAGAAUUGAAGACGAAGAGGGGAUACCAGUGAAGAUAUACUGUUAUGCUUCUGGGGGACGUGCAACAAGAUGGUACAAUCCGGCAGAAAAAAAACCAGGCACAUCAAAGUCUAGAAAAACCGGAAACUUUACCACUAAUGAUAAUUUAGAAAUGAUACAAAGUGAUGCUGAAGAUGAAGAAGAUGAACAAAAAGAAUCUGCUUACACUAUUAACAAAAACAAAAGAUUAGCAGUUUGGCAAGAUCUACGGGCUAAAUUUAUUGCUGUUGGAUUAGCAAAACUUGAACGCAGUUUUAAAAACUGCACAUUUUGCUCAUGUCCAAUAGAUACAGGUGCACAUUAUCGAUGUGAUGACUGUGCACCUUUUGCCAUGGAAAUGUGUGAAUCUUGCCUGCUACAACAACAUGCCUACCCACACCUUCACAUGUUCAGCAUUUGGCAGGAUGGAACAUUCAUGCCAUGCAGCCAGAAUAUUUAUGAGCACCAGAUUUGGCAAAUACCACAUGACUGUAAGGGUGAAAAAACAACUAGCCAAUUAAUCAUUGUUGAUCAAAAAGGCAGAGAACACAUCAGAAAGAUUAUGUUUUGUAGCUGUGAGGAGCAACCUGUAACACUACUGAAAUUGGGUCUCUGGGCAGGCUCUCCAAUGAUACCAAAAGUGGCAUAUCAUGUUGAACUAUUCGUUCAAAUGAGAAGUCUUCUUUUAGAAGGCCAUGUGCCCAUUAAAACCUUUUGCAGCUCUCUGGAAUUUAAUAGUCCUCCAGAAGCUAGACGCAUUUCUCAGUUUAAAAAUAUAUACUCUUCAUGCUUUUUAGAAGCAUUUGAAGAAUUUAAACAUUUCAUGUAUGGGGUGGAACACCCUGUUGAAUUUGUUGAUGGUCUUGAUGAUGGCACUCAGUGUCCUGCUUGCUUUAAUGCUUCAACCAAAAUCAUCUGCCUGGAUGCAGAUUUUCAACUUGUGCGGAAAGCAUCAGCAGGGAGACAAUGGGAAACGCCAACAAGACAGGUUUUUUUCCAUCAACAAGAUGCUGUUGAAACAUUUGUUUCAACUUAUAAGGAAGAAAGUGUUGCAAAUGAUCAGUGUUCGGAUUUCCAAGCCGGAAACAAUCUACGAUCAAAAUCCAAAAACGUAAAACUUUCGGACAAAGGUAUAUUUGGGUCAGUCUGUCGACAUGAAAUUCCCAAUAAAUUUGCCAGUUUAAAACAUGGAGAAAGACUUGCUUAUCCAGUGUACUUUCUAGAAAAACUUGUAGAUAAUUUUCAAGGAAGCAAGCUCAUCAUAUCAUAUGACAUCGCUUGCAAGCUAAAUAAACAUUUGCAGAAAAAUAACCCAGCCUUACUAAAAAAAUGUCAGAUGAUGGUGCCAAUCUUCCAUUGCUAUGGUCAUCAAAGACAAUGUCAGAUAUUAUAUCAUCCAAGGAGAAUUGAGGGAGUUGGAUUGACAGAUGGAGAAGGGAUAGAAAGGCUUUGGUCUUAUUUAGGCAAGUUUUCAAAAAUUUGUAAAGAAAUGAAGCCUGAAACUAGACAAGAUAUGCUGUCAGAUGGACUUCUACAUUUUAGUGAGAGAAAAAAGAAGAAUAUAGGCCACUCUUUAGUUGCACGGCUCGGAAGAGCAACUGUAGUCAAAGAAACUGCCAUCAAAUCUUUAGCAGAGUUACAACAGCUUCACCCAGACAUAAACCAAGAAAUUAUAUCAAAAUGGACUAAAGAAGAAGUUGAAUCUGUUCAAAAGGAUAUAAGCAUGAAAAAAUCUGCAAAGAAGGAUUCAUUUCUGCUAAUACAGAACUUUGCUAUUGAGCGUCAUUUUUUGAAGGAGCAGAUCAGGAAAUAUGCAAGAGGCCAAUCAAUUGCUAAGAGAAUUAGCAGACAACUUUCCACAAACGCUAAGAAACUGCAAAAAGCUAUAGAUGAUCACAACAAAUCAGAACUAAUCCCAGUUACUUUUAAUCAAGUUAUAAAUUUAUCUGAUUCUUCAUGGGUUCAAAAUUAUGGGAUAGAGCUUUUAAAAAGGCAAACAAUUGAUUUAAAUAAUAUUAUUUUAAGAUGUCAUGAAGAAGAUGAAUUGAUUAAAAAAGAAAUGAUUUCUGUUUUAAAUUUUUAUGAACUUCAAAUUAAUCACAUAAAUGAAGCUUGUAGAAUAAUCAUUACAAAAUUUCGACCUAGACUUUUUCUUGACAUGUUUAGAUUACAAUUUGAAGAUAUUUUAAGUAUAGACUCAGGUGAGGUAGAUGCCAAUAGUUCAAUGAUUGAAGAUGAGGAUGAUGAAGAUACUGAUAGGAAGUAUUUGACUGUUGAUGAAAAAAAACAGCUCAAUUCUGCAAUUGAAAAUGGAAUGACAACUAGAGAUAAGGAAUGGAUAGGAAAGCUGGCAAGGGAAAUCAAAAUUGAGCCAUUUAGAAUUGAAAAGUACAUAUACAACAUGAAGAGGCAAAAGGAUAACUCUGUUUGCAAGCUCCCCAGAAAAAGAAGUAGUGGUUGGGAUGAAUUUAGAGCCAUGCAAAAGCAAGGUGCUGAUGAAGAUAACAGGUCAUUUUUAAGAAGAAUUUCCCAAGAAUGGAAAUUGCUUGAUCAUGUGACAAAAGUUGAAAUGGACAGGAAGGCACAAGAGAAAAACAAACAACCUUUUUAUGGGCUCGAGGAUAGUGAUAUUGUAAAGGGGCUGAAGAAAAGAUUAAAAUUAUUGGUUAAAGAUAUGGAAAAGGCUAAUGUAAAAUUUAUUGGUGUUAGUUCUUACUUUGACCCGAUUAACAAAGUUGAAGUGUUCCACACCAUGAAUGCAAAACAUUUAAAAAAAGACAUAAUAGAUCUUGUAUGCAAAGAUCCAUUACAAAGCUGCACUAAAUCUGUCAGACUGCGCCAAUUAGUGAUGGAGAUUUUUCAGGAAAGAUGGGAAAGUUGCAUGAAACUCAAUACUCAAGUACCAUACUUUAGUAGUAACAUAACUGUCACUGGGCUGCCUACAGGGAUACCAUUCAAGCACCCUCAACUGUACACUGUAAAUGAAUUAAAUCAAAUAAUAGCAGAAGACAAAUACAAUAUACAGAUGGCUAUAACCUUGAAAACAAUGGAUUAUGAUUGUUUGCUAAGCUCAUUAGAAAGCUUGAAAGUCCUUUCAAAAAAUUUUAGAGGUCGAGUGUUAAUUGAAGAUGAAAGUAAAAAGCUGCAAUAUCCUGAAAAGGAAGAGUCAUCCUUCAAAGACUGA
Messenger RNA from Physella acuta, 3269 nucleotides. RefSeq lists its product as uncharacterized. The record is from RefSeq and is a predicted model, not a curated record. Lineage: Eukaryota; Metazoa; Mollusca; Gastropoda; Physidae.